GAUAAUAACUAUUGAUCAAUUCCCUCUUGAGCCAUGGCUAGCAAGAGCAUGGCUUUCUUUCAAGUUCUUAUAAGCUCAAUUUUUCUUCUUGUUUUCCCUCGGUGUUCAUGUGAGGCAUAUGAUGAUGUAGCCAAACUCAAGCAAUGCAGGUUCAAUGCAAUAUAUAAUUUUGGGGCUUCGCUAUCAGACACGGGCAAUCAAAUUAUAGAGAUUCCUCAGGUUUGGUCUACCAAACUUCCCUACGGCCAAGCUAUUCAUAAAGUAACUGGCAGAUCCUCUGAUGGGUUGCUGAUAAUUGAUUACAUUGCAAAAUCAGCAGGUCUUCCCUUCCUGGAACCCUAUUUGAAAUAUCGAAAUGCAACAAGUUUCUUAUCUCAUGGAGUGAACUUUGCUGUUGGUGGUUCUACCGUAUUGUCAUCGGAAUUUCUUGCAGAAAAGAACAUCUCUAACGAUCAUGUUAAAAGCCCUCUUCAUGUACAACUUGAAUGGCUGGACAAAUAUUUACAAGGAUAUUGUCACGAUGCCAAAGAUUGUCAGGAGAAGCUUGCAUCAUCUCUGUUCACAACUUUUGCUGGAGGCAAUGACUAUGGCACUGCAUUGUCCCAAAAUAAAACUAUUGAAGAGGUGAAGAAUAGCCUGGUGCCCGAAUGUGUGCAAACCUUGAAACAUGUUGUCAAGAAAUUCAUCCAUCAUGGUGCUCGUAGAGUCCUUGUCCAUGGACUCCCCCCGUCUGGUUGCGCACCACUAUUUCUUACAAAAUUCUCUUCAAACAACUCAGCUGCUUAUGAUGGAUUUGGUUGUCUAAAGAGCUACAAUGACCUGUACAAUUAUCACAACGAUCGUCUCAAAGAAGCCAUUGAAGAAUUGAAGAAGGAAUACCCUCAUGUAGAUAUAGUGUACGGUGAUCUUUACAAAGCAAUGCAAUGGAUUAUGGACAAUUCUCGACAACUUGGGUUCAAGUCAGUAACAAAAGCAUGUUGUGGGCCUAAAAGUGAGUACAAUUUCAUCGAUAACUUUCAUAAAAUGUGUGGAGCUCCAAACAUACCAGUUUGCAAAAAACCUAAGCAGUAUGUCUACUGGGACUCCGGUCAUUGGACUCAAAAUGCAAAUAAGCAUCUGGCAAAGUGGCUGAUUAGAGACAUCUUCCCAAAGUUUCACUGCAAAAAAGUUUGA
This is a messenger RNA of Populus euphratica (Euphrates poplar), 1173 nucleotides long. RefSeq names its product acetylajmalan esterase-like. The record is from RefSeq and is a predicted model, not a curated record. The transcript has 5 exons. Lineage: Eukaryota; Viridiplantae; Streptophyta; Magnoliopsida; Malpighiales; Salicaceae. Bases 34 to 1173 code for a protein of 379 amino acids. Gene Ontology annotation, molecular function: hydrolase activity, acting on ester bonds.